Messenger RNA from Cynoglossus semilaevis (tongue sole), 4659 nucleotides. RefSeq names its product retinoic acid induced 14 (gene rai14). The record is from RefSeq and is a predicted model, not a curated record. The transcript has 22 exons. Gene Ontology annotation, molecular function: actin binding. Lineage: Eukaryota; Metazoa; Chordata; Actinopteri; Pleuronectiformes; Cynoglossidae. The coding region runs from base 354 to 3167 and encodes 937 amino acids.
AAAAAUACAACAAAUGCAAAAAGUGAGACUGAGCAACUACAAAAACUGUAAAGGUUGUAGUAACUAAUGUGUACCAAGGCCUGGAGUCACCAAGUGUGUCCCAGCCGGUUCUAAUUCAUGUUGCCCCACAAACUACUGCCAGUGUGGUUUUGUGGGAAUUGCCCCCUUAACCAGAACAUGAAUGGGACACAAUGGAGGACACCAGAGGGCUCGGUCAACGCGGUCACGAGAGCUGUGGGAGAGAGUGACGUCACUUUCCUAGACCGGGCAGCGGCCGUUUGUGAGUUUAGAGCAGAGUGGGAGAGAGAGGGAGAGAGGGGGGAGGACAACAGUAGCAGCUCAACUUUUAAUGUAUGCGUGCCGAGCCGAGUAGAGCCAGUGUGGAGCUGCUUCUCCUCCUCCCUGCAUCCUCCAGCGGGACUCCAGUUCCACUCGCUGUUUCCGCACCGGCUCUGCUCGUUUCCCCCCGGUGUCUGGUUCAUAAAAAGCCGAGUCUCCAGUGGUUUAAGUGGGUAAAUGCAUGGACCACGCUUAACAUGAAGAGCCUCAAAGCCAAGUUUAGGAAAACUGAUGUCAACGAGUGGAAUAAAAAUGACGAGCGCCUGCUGGCGGCUGUUGAACACGGGGAGGUGGAGAAGGUGGCAUCACUCCUUGCCAAGAAAGGUGCUAGUGCUGUGAAGCUGGACACUGAGGGCAAAUCAGCCCUUCAUGUAGCAGCUGCACGUGGUCUGACUGACUGCCUGUCUGCCAUCCUGACCCAAGGAGCUGACCUGUCAGUCACUGAUGCUGCAGGUCUGAAUUCAUUACACCUGGCUGCCAAAAACAGUCACAACGACUGCUGUAGGAAACUCAUUCAGAGCAAAUGUCCCAUUGAUACUGCGGACAGUUCUGGAAAAACUGCCCUGCAUCACGCUGCUGCCAGUGGGAACGUGCAGACCGUCCAACUGCUGUGUGAACUCAAAAGUCCCGUCAACCUAAAAGAUUCAGAUGGUUUCAGCCCUUUGCUGUUGGCAGCCAGAAACGCUCACGCUGACGUCUGCACUACUCUGCUGGACUGUGGUGCAGAAAUCAAUGCCUCUGACAACAGUGGCAGAACGGCCCUGAUGUUAGCCACUGAGGCUAACGCAGUGUCAGUGGUUGACGUUUUGCUUCAACAAAAAGCAAGUUUGUCAGUGACAGACUCUCAAGGUCAAGAUGUCAUGUACUACGCCAAACUGGCAGGUCACUCAGAGGUCAAGGCUGCCCUGAUGGCCGCUCUUAACAAACAGCAAACUGCAGAUGUUAAAUCUCCCAGAAGUCCACUGCAUGAUCAAGUAGCUAAGCAAAGUGAUGAACGGAACACAACUCCCAAAAAACGAAAAGCACCUCCUCCUCCUAUUAGCCCACUGCAGAGCCCUGGCCCCUCCUCUCCCUCACUGCUCACCUCCACUUCAACCCCUUUGACUGACAAAGGCGACACUCCAAAGAGGUUCAACUACAAGGAGGUUGAGGUUGAAGGAACAACUCUGAGAGACCAGGUGGAGAAGCUCCAUGAGGAGAGAAACAUGUUGUUGGACACCAUUGAGGACUUGAAGCAGACAGUGACUGGUCCAGAGCUGGACACCAGGGCUGAACACAGCUUUUCGGCAUCGGCAGCAUUGGUUUCUUCUCUGCAGGCUAAGAUUACUGCUCUAACUCUGGAGAACCAACAACUGGCCAACAAACUCAAGAAACAUCUGUCCGUCCACGGUUACGACGACCUGAAGGACAGCCGUCCAAACAGCAUGGCCUCCAACGCCUCCUUCUACUCCACCCGUGAAGAUUUCGAGGUGGAAGAGCUGAAGGCCCCCCUUCAGAGGAAAAGAGAAGGAGGAGGAGCAGGAGGUGAGACAACAGAAAACGAGGAGGUCCAGAAACAAACGUCAUCAACAUAUGAGCAGGAUGUAAGGAGUGAGGAGGACAGACAGAGACUGAAGGAGACAGAGGAGCGGGCUGACCAGCUGGAGAAGCUGUAUGAGGAGGCGCAGGUGGAGAUCAGGAUGCUCCAGGAGGCUCUGAGGGGAACGGUGCCGGUGGAGGCUGCAGCCAAAGACUUUGAGGAAAUGAAGGCCGAGCUGAACGAGAUCAUUGCUGGGCUGCACCGACGGUUACUUGAACUCUCUCACUCCUACAGUGACGCCAGGAGCAAACUCAGUGCUGCCCAGAAACAGCUGGAUGAAGUCCAGUCUGAGAGCACGGCGUCGUCGUCUCCCUCCAUGGAGGAGCAGCAGCAGCAGGUCCAGGUGCUCAGCAACAGGGUGGAGGAGCUGCAGGCUCUGCUGGCCGACAGAGACCAGCAGACCACAGCAGCUCAGGAGGAGGUUUUAAAGCUGAAGCAGGAGGCAGAGGCUCAGGCACAAAGCUCUGUGGCUCUGACCGAUCACAUGCAGGUGAUGUCAUCUCUGGGAAACGCCGUUAAAGAGUUGGAGAGCCAAUCAGAAGCCCUGAAAGAGCAGCUUCAGCAGAAGACGCUGCAGGUGGAUGCACUUCAGAACAGACUGGCUGCGACUGAAGAUGUCACCUCAGAUGACUCUGUGUCCCAUCAGGAGCAUGAGACCAUGAGGGAGCAGCUGGAGGGUGAAGUGAGCCACCUGACGCAGCUCCUUCAGGGGGCCCUCAGGAAACAGGAUGAGAUGGCUCUGGAGGCUGCUGACGCUUGGCAGAAGGCACGGGACAAUCAUGCAGAGUGCGAGGCCCUGCAGGAGCUGCUGAUGUCAAGGGAGAAGGAGAACCAGACGUUGACCUCCAGGCUGGCAGAAUCUCAGGAUGCCGUGUGUCAGCUCAAACAGCUGGUGGAGAACCAUGUGGCGUCUGAGAGAGAAAAAAACAAGAGGAUUGACGACCUGUCACGGGAGGUGGUGAAGCUCAAAGACGCCCUGAACAGUCUGUCUCAGCUCUCCUACACCGCUGCUUCUCCCACCAAGAGGCAGCAGCAGCAGAACCAACAGAUGGAGGCGCUGCAGCAGCAGAUCAAACAACUCCAGUAUCAGCUGACUGAGUCAAAGAAGCAGCACCAGGAGAUCGUGUCAGUCUACAGGAUGCACCUCCUCUAUGCUGUCCAGGGUCAGAUGGACGAGGACGUCCAGAAAGCCCUGAAGCAGAUUCUCAUCAUGUGCAAAAUGCCAAGUCAGACCAAGGAGGCCUGCUGAUAGAGAGAAGAGAGAGAGACCAGUUCUUCUAGAACAAAACCCCUGUCAUGACUGAGGAGAAGGUGAACUGCUGCCCUGGACCAGCCCUGUCUCCAAACUGAACUCACAUGGUUCUGGUACCAGAACAUCAAGUGAUCAACACCUGGUGCCUCUUGAUAAAAACAAACAAACUCCAAAUGUAUUACUGUUUACAUUCACACAUUGUUCACUUCCAUCACCAUGUUCUGGUGUUUCUGACCCAGUGAGAGCUGAAUGACUGACGUGUCUGUGCAUCAUGUACACCACUGUGUUGGCUAAACUGUGCUCCACGUGCAGCUGCUGUUACAUGUGCGGUUGCCGAUAUGUUCAGUCAAAUGAAACACCACUGUAACUGGUCGUAUAAAAUGUUUGUCCAGAAUUUCCUGUUGCCUCCUAAAUUAUUUAACUUCCUCACAAAAGUGCACGACGUUUCUCAGUACCAGAACCAAUCAGGACGCACUUGUUUCAAUAAAAGGAACUAUUUUUUAAUGAACACAAACAUUUUGUAAAGAUAUAUUUUACUGUACUGCUUUGUUGUGUUUUUCCAAGUCAGUGGAUGUCAACGAAGAGCUUCUGUGUAUUUGUACCCACUUCUAUUUUCAGAACCACAGUGCACUAUUUUAUACUGCUACGUUGAAAUGAGCUCUUUGUUCCUUUGGUAUUCAUUUAGGUACUGCAUGUUUGUUUACAAGUAAUAAAACAAUCAGUACUAACACAUUUCAAACUGAAAGAUAAUGUUGUCUAAUUUGUUGACUGAUCCAUAUUUGUCAUGUGCCAAGUAUUUCAGACCAAGUCCAGUUCUGACACCGACCAGUGUCAGGGGUCCGACUGAAUGUCACCAAAGAAAUCUGACUGGACCUCUAACCUUUAACCCUGUUGUCUGUUGCUGUGUGAACACUAAGGUCACCUGUCACAGACUGAACAGAACAGCACUGAAGUUCUGCUCCUGCUCAGAGUUCUAGGUCACAUUGAUACCAACAGAACAAGAUAUUGUUAAAAAAAACCAUAUACAGUUGUUAUUAGUCAAGUAAUAGGAACCUUGUCUUCUACCUAAUGCAGGUCAUGGGAUGGACUUGUGUCCCAGACUGCAUCCCUCCACAUGUCUGUCCUUCACCAGUCAGUCAGUAUUUUGAUGGAAAGAAUUAAACACCAAAUACACUAAUGUAUUCACUGGGCUUCACUAACGGGUCACAUGGAAGGACAGUCUGAUUUACUAACUGUCAACAGUAGUGAGGUUCAGCGGCUCCAACACGUGUUUCUCAAUCAAAUCUUUUUUGUUUUUUUCUGCUGUUGAAACUGAACCUUGUUGAAUUUCACUCUAAGCUGAUCCAUUACUUCUCUUGUCUAUAGGCUUCAACAAAUGUGUUUUGUACAAAAAAUAGUUUGAACAUGGUUUUGUAGUGAUCUGAAUUUGUUAUGUUGCAAAUUGCUUUUUAUUUGGUCCACCUUAAUAAAUGUCCGUACUACAUCUGUG